AUGUCCUCGCUACCACCACCACCGUUUGGAACGCCCAUGGACCAGAGCGUUGACUCGGACGAGCCACCACCGCUGCCAUCAGACGCAGGUCAGACGCUUUACGUCCAAAACCUCAACGAGAAAGUCAAGCUCGAAACCAUGAAAGCCACUCUCGCCAACCUCUUCUCCAACUACGGCACCGUCCUGUCGGUCGUAUCGCACACCAACCUUCGAAUGCGAGGUCAGGCGUUUGUCUCGCUGGAUGACGUCAAAGCGGCGGACAAAGCUCGACGCGAAGCACACCUCUUUCCUCUGUACGGUAAGGCCAUGAAGAUUAGCUUCGCCAAGUCCAAAUCGGACGCCGAGGUCCUGCAAAAGCUCAAAGAUCAGGGCGGACAAGAUUCCGAAGAGUUCAAGCAGCACAAGGAGCAAAGACUGGAGCACAAGAAGAUGGCGAGAAGAGGCAAUGUGCUCCGAAGAAGGGAGCUCGAAAAGAAGAACAGAGCAAGGAGAGCUGCCGCCGGAGAGAUCGCAGAGCCUGAGAAGGCAGCAGCUAAAAGGGCCCAACACGAGAUGCCCGACGAAUACCUUCCUCCCAACAAGAUGCUCUUCUUGCAAAACAUCCCAGAUGGCGUCGGCAAGGGGGAGCUGGAGAGCUUAUUCUCAGCAUACACGGGCUACGUCGACGUUCAAACGAUCCCUGGCAAGGCCGACAUCGCCUUCGUCGAGUAUUCGGAUAUUCCGUCAAGCGCAACUGCUCGUGGCGCACUCAACGGCUACAAUUUUGGUGCUGGUGACAAGCUCAAAAUCACAUUCGCAAGAGCAUGA
Pseudozyma hubeiensis SY62 is the source of this 807-nucleotide messenger RNA. RefSeq lists its product as hypothetical. Gene Ontology annotation, molecular function: U1 snRNA binding. The coding region runs from base 1 to 807 and encodes 268 amino acids. The record is from RefSeq and is a predicted model, not a curated record. Gene Ontology annotation, cellular component: U1 snRNP. Gene Ontology annotation, biological process: mRNA splicing, via spliceosome. The transcript has 3 exons. NCBI's taxonomy places the organism in Eukaryota, Fungi, Basidiomycota, Ustilaginomycetes, Ustilaginales, Ustilaginaceae.